AUGGUACGUCGCCCCGACUUGCAUGACGAAGGCUGCGAGUCGUCGAGCCGUCGAGCUGACGCGUCACCACGCUGCUGCACCUGACCCUCCUCCUCGCCCCCCCCCCCCCCCCCCCCCACCCGCCAUCUCAUCUUGCACUCGUGACACCUCGAACAGUCGUCGAUCGGAACAGGAUACGAUCUCUCGUCGUCGACCUACUCCCCCGAUGGUCGCAUCUUCCAGGUACGCGCAUGCCCCCCCACACGGCUCGCGGCUCCGUCCCUUACGUCGCACCGUGAACGGCCCCCGGCGACCCUGUUCAACAGGACUGAGAUAUUCCUCCUGUCCUACUUCCCCAACAGGUCGAAUACGCCAACAAGGCCGUCGAGAACUCGGGCACGGCGAUCGGAUUGAGGUGCAAGGACGGCGUAGUGCUCGCCGUCGAGAAGCUCGUCACCUCCAGGCUGCUCGUUCCGGGCGCCAACAAGAGGAUCGCAACAGUUGAUUCGCAUGCUGGUGUUGUAAGUUGAACUGGAUUCUCGCUGCGGAGACGCUUGGCUGGGAGUGGCCGUUCACUCGGUCCUCCCACGUGAAGGCGGCAGAGGGAUGACGACGCUCUCGCUCGUCUGGGCUGGCUUGCUGCGACGACUCCUUCACAAUCUUUAAUGCUGUCAUGAUUCGUACCGACUCUUUCUUCCACAUUCCCUGCCCACCACCGCAGGCAACAGCUGGCUUGCUCGCCGACGGUCGACACAUCGCGAACCGCGCCCGUGACGAAUGCGAGGACUACCGCAACAACUACAACACACCCAUCUCGACAAAGGUAAACAAGAGCCAAUGCAGCGAUCAAUCUGUUGUUUCCCACACUGAUCCUAUGAAUCCCUUCUCUGCUCCCCGCCGCACAGAUGCUCUCCGAACGACUAUCCCUCUACUUCCAAGCCUACACGCUCUACUCGUCCGUACGACCAUUCGCCCUCUCUGCGAUCGUGGCCGGAUGGGAUGCACCGGAUGGUAUCGCCGAAAAGAAAGCCGAAGGGUUGCCCAAGCUGUUUUGCAUAGAGCCGAGUGGAGUGUACUGGGUCAGUCGCGGCGGGGAACCGCCGUUUCACCUUUGGCAUCGGUGAUGACUGACCAACCGUUGUUCCAAAAUCCUAGGGCUACCGAGGGUGCGCGAUUGGGAAAGGACGACAAUUGGCACGGACCGAAAUCGAGAAGCUCAAGCUGGAGGAGUUGACCGUCGAAGAAGCUUUGAUCGAUGCCGCCCGAAUGUGAGUCCAGGCGUGUACACUUCGACCAGGAGCCACGCGCAAGCCGAUUGCUGACUGUGGUGGAUGAUACGCGGCUUUCUCACCCACCGUCAACAGUAUACACCAAGUCCACGACGAAGCCAAGGACAAGGAUUUCGAGCUCGAGUUGUCGUGGAUCUCCCCGGCUAGUGGGUGGAGGCAUCAAGCCGUGCCCCGGGACCUGGCCGAAGCGGCGGAGAAGAAGGCCAAGGAGAUCUUGGAUGCCGAGAAUGAGAUGGAGGAGUAA
Microbotryum saponariae is the source of this 1512-nucleotide messenger RNA. NCBI's taxonomy places the organism in Eukaryota, Fungi, Basidiomycota, Microbotryomycetes, Microbotryales, Microbotryaceae. The record is from the annotation of a GenBank genome assembly.